AUGUCUCUGAAUGGGCUGGAUAAUCCCGCCGUCCUCGAAGCCUAUCAAUCUGUUUUGACCGAGGCCGGAGGAUGGUUUCUCCUUCGGUAUGUCUCCAGAGAUGAAGUCGCCCUCCUCGAUCGAGGAACCGGUGGGGUGCCCGACGUCCGCAACGCCAUCGACGCCUACGAAGAGACCUCUCCGCUCUAUGGCUUUCUCCAGUAUCGUCGCAGGAAGGUCGUGCUGAGCUACAUGCCCGAGGGCCUCUCUCGUCUUAUUCAAGCCUCCGAACUCACUGAGAGCGCCCUGUCGUCCGCAUGUCUGCUACAUACCGCAUCAGGUUCCAUCACCUCCUCGUCGAGCUCCCUCCGCCGCCGGAGACUGAUGGAGAUCGCCGAGGAUGCAGAGGAAAGUCCCGCGACAAAAGACGUCACACAAGCCCCGUCGGUCGGCAAUGAGACGCGCGAACGGUCCUUUAGCCAACUCUCCGAGGCCACCAUUGUACCGCCCCCGUCCGAGGCACAACCGCCGUCGAACGCCGAUGAACCAUCGGUCCCCGCGAAUCCCGUGGACAACCACCAACCCAAUGGACGCCCCCCGUCGAUCGCCGAAGGUCGUGUGUCGGAAUACGCACCCUCGAAGCCCCUACCCGCUGAGGAAGCCUCCUAUGCAGCAUCCGAGCCCCGCAGAUCGACCCAGUCCGCAAGGCCGUCCCUACGGGAUCUGGACCGCUCCAGCGUACACAAACAGAAAGUAAAACUCGGCCCUCGACCGUCCGUGGACGGGAGCGGCCGUCCUCGCACCGCGGGGAACCUGUCUCGGAGUGCUGAACAGCGGCCUGUCGUUUCGUUACCCGCCGGCAUGCGUUCGUCAUCCUUACGAAAGUCCAAUCCCGCCCCCGCUCGCCCUCGGUCACAAGGGAGCACAGUAGCAUCUUUCUCUGGCAUGUCGAGCAGGUCCAGUACCGCACCGCCGGUCCCUCCUCUAUUAGUCCCGCCCGCGUCCAUGCAAAUUGGACGACCCCAGCUGUCGCCCGGUGCUCGAUCAUUAAGCGCCCUAUCAUCAUCGGGGACCUCGCACGAGAAGGAGCGGCUGAUGAAAGCUCUCCAACUCCGGAAGACACAAAUGCAAAAGAAGGCACAAGAGGGAAAGAACUCAAAGCCGGCUCAGGAGCCCGAAAAGCCCGUCUUGGAUGCAGUGGAGGAUAAGGAGAACAUCUUUCAGGGAAGCGGAACGUCGGAUACUAGUAACAAACAGACGAGCGGCAUAGAGAACGGCAAGGAGCCGCUGUCCGAAACGCAGCCGUGCGCGCCUCCAGAGCCCUCAGAGUCUCCUAACGAGGACGAAGAAAACUCAGCAGAGCAAUCGCAGUCCGAGCCGGUCCUGCCCCUAUCCACCGACCCUGAUCAGCGUGGGGAUCCCCCUGCUGAUAUAUUACCCCCGACGACAAACGAAGAAAAUUCGAUGGAUCCUCGUGAAACGGCAGAAACGGGGCAGUUUCAGAAGACACCAAGCCUUACCGAGCCCGAAACAAACGCCAUCCAGCAGGACUUGGUCGUGUCUGUUGACCGUGAGGCUAAGAGUGGCCCCGACUCGCCUAGCGCCGUCAUCGAAGUCCCACUCGGGGAGCAGUCGCCAAAAGCUCCAGAGGAAGAAAUUACGGCUGCUUCUACGUCCCCACCGGCGGAAACGAAACCUCCUGUUCCUGCAGAACCAGAGGGCGACCGGACAGGCCCAUCCACCGACCCCCUCCCCCCACAGUCUAUUGCUCUUCCUACCUCUCCCUCCUCUGAAUCACCACUGGACGCCGCCCCUGACCCCUCCAAAGCAGCUGCUUCUCCCGGAACCACACCGCAGCAUGAAUUGACCCCUGAAAUUCCGACCGUGGAAGACAAGGACGUGAACCAGCCCAAGGAUAAACGCAAACCUCUCCUCGAGCCCAUCCAAGUCCCGACCCCGGAAUAUUCUGAUGACGAUAACCUCCUCUCGGACGACUCCUUCAUGGAAGAAUUAACGAGUGCCACGGUGGAAGAGGCCAAGCCCAUAUCCGUCGGGAAGUCGCCGUUGUCUCCCGGCUACUCCAACAGUGCCAACGAGACCGUGGCCCCGGAUGCCUGGAGGAAUUCGCGAGCCGUCUCCAAUCCCAGUGCGGUUGGUCAUCCCACGCCCAACAUGCAAGCAUUCGCGGUGGGCAGAUCGGUUUCGACGCCCUACCCCGACACGGACAACUCCACGAGCCCGGUUCUGGUGGCCAAGAAGAUCAACGUGUCGUCGGGGAUCUCGAAACGUAUCAAAGCCUUGGAAAAGUUCUCAAACAACUCUCCAUCCCACUCGUCCCAGAACUUAACCCCGCCAUCUGCGUCCUCGUCCUUCGAGACUCUCCGCAAGAGAGCCUCGGUGUCCCUCAGCAGUCCAGAUAACGGCCCCUCUCGGCAUAGCACAUACACGCCGGAAGCGUUCUCUCGAGCCUCGAGCGUGUCACGUCGUGGCUCGCAAUCGAGUACUGGGGGAAAGCGUACGACCCGGUCGGUCUCGGUAACCGCUCGGAUCAUCCGCGAACCUGCACCCAGUGACGCGAACGGGGAAUCGACCGAAUCUGGCGUGCUCAAUCUCCAAGCGAGCCCAUUGACCGUCGAACAUGAGACGUCGGAAGCUCCUCUUUCACAGAGCUUGUCGGCGGAGUCGGCAACCAACAAUGCCGAGCGUAGCAUGUCGACGUCCUCUGCGGCCUCGGCAGGCUCGGGCCCUCCCCCGCGCUCGGAAAGCCGGCUAUCCAUCUCUUCGACAUCAAGAAACGAGAUCGCCUCAUCCCCAGAGGAAAAGAAAGAAUCUCGGACGUCUCGACUGAUUCGCCGCAUGUCGUCGAUCAAAUCUCACUCCCGAAAGAGCACUGUUUCGACUGUAAGCCCCGUUGUCAAGGAGGAAAGCUCGCCUUCUCGGAGCAAAGAGUCGGAGGCAGCGGAAGCUCCUGAGGCGGUCGACAUCGGCGAGGUUAAUGUCCAAUUCCCGGACGCGCUCCUGUGGAAACGGCGCUUCGUCCGAGUCGAUGACCAGGGUUAUCUGGUUCUGACACCUGCGAACGCGGAUUCGACCCAGAGGAACAUGGUCAAACGGUUCCACAUGACGGAAUUCAAGACGCCUUGUCUCCCCGAUGAAGAUCGGGAAGAGAUGCCCAACAGUAUCAUGCUGGAUUUGUUCAACGGUAGCACCCUGCAGUGUGCGUCCCUUGUUCAUGCCCACAGCAUCCAUCAGUCGCCUCCAACUCAAUAG
Molecule: messenger RNA, 3249 nt
Organism: Aspergillus terreus NIH2624
Lineage: Eukaryota; Fungi; Ascomycota; Eurotiomycetes; Eurotiales; Aspergillaceae
Product: putative GPI-anchored cell surface glycoprotein
Exons: 4
Coding region: 1-3249 (1082 amino acids)
Source: RefSeq, a predicted model, not a curated record